AUGACAGGCGAAAGUUUAGAGCGGCGGGAGUCGCAUGUCCCAGCCGUAACGACUGUAUUCGCCGACGGAGAUGUGCCCGAUCACCUCGCAGAGAUGUCCGAAGACGAGGCAGCCCUCGCCGCGCUCGGUUACAAGCAAGAGUUUAAACGAGAAUUCUCGGCUUGGACGACUUUCGCUGUCAGUUUCGCCGUGAUGGGACUUCUACCAAGUAUCGCUACCACUAUGGUGUAUGGACUUGGAUAUGCUGGACCUGCGGCAAACACUUGGGGAUGGUUGCUGUCUGUUUUCUUCAUUCUAUGUGUCGCUUGCUCGAUGGCAGAAUUGGCAAGUAGCAUGCCCACAUCCGGCGGUCUUUACUAUGCGGCGGCCGUACUCGCAGGUCCGAAAUAUGGCCCGUUCGCGGCCUGGAUUACAGGCUGGAGCAAUUGGUUGGUGCAAGUCACUGGGGCUCCCAGUGUUGACUACGGAUGUGCCGCCAUGAUUUUAGCUGCAGCUUCGAUAGUGAACCCGGACUACGUACCGACGAAAUACCAGACCUUCCUCCUGACCGUUCUCAUCAUGUUGACACAUGCCGGCAUCAGCAGUAUGCCGACGUUGUGGAUCGCGAACUUCAACUCCGUCGGAACCGUCAUCAACCUUCUCUGCCUUUUGGUCGUCAUCAUUAUUAUUCCCACCGCAACUAUGGGCGACCCGAAGUUCCAGCCUAAUGAAUGGGCAUGGGGUAUUCAAAAUGGAACUGACUGGCCUGAUGGAGUCGCUGUGUUGAUGUCCUUCCUAUCCAUCAUCUGGACCAUGUCCGGUUAUGACGCCAGUUUCCAUCUUUCCGAAGAGUGCUCGAACGCAUCUAUCGCCACGCCAAGAUCCAUCGUCAUGACCGCUGCGUCAGGAUCCAUCCUUGGCUUCACCUUGAACACACUCAUCGCAUACACGGUUAAGGACGUGGGAGCAAUCAUCAAUAGUGAUCUGGGCCAACCCUUCGCUGCAUACGUGACUCAAGUCCUCCCGCGCAAUGUCGCCCUCGCCGUCCUCGCUAUGACUCUUGUCUGCGCGUUUUCUAUGGGACAGGGGUGCAUGGUCGCCGCAUCGCGGGUGUGCUUCGCCUAUGCGCGUGACGACUGCUUCGGCGUCGUCAGCCGCCCACUAAAGCAAGUCAACCGAUACACGCUCACUCCCGUUAACGCCGUCUGGUUCAACACUUCAAUCGGCAUCCUACUCCUCUUCCUGAUCUUCGGCGAUACCGCUAUCGACGCCAUCUUUAGCAUCGGCGCCAUUGCUUCGUACAUCGCCUUCACGACCCCUAUCUUCCUGAAGAUCGUGUUCGUAGGAAACAAGUUCCGCCGCGGGCCAUGGCAUCUUGGCGCUUUCAGCUUACCUUCUGGUAUUGCGGCGUGCGUUUUCGUCGUGGUGAUGAUGCCGAUUCUAUGCUUUCCGAGCACAAGAGGGGAUAACCUGUCGGCUGAUUCGAUGAACUGGACAUGUCUUGUCUACGGUGCUCCGAUGGGUUUCGUCGUUGUCUGGUUCUUCGUCGAUGCUCACAAGUGGUUCAAGGGCCCCAAGGUCAAUAUCGAACAUCACAUGCUUCAUCAACAGCUUAUUGGCGUGGAAGGCGUCAAUGCGUCCAAGGGAAGCGAUGCGAGCAGUAAGAAUAGCAAGGAUGCGGAUGUGGAAAGGGGGUCGUUGUCUAAGGCCCCCCUGGCUUAG
Annulohypoxylon maeteangense is the source of this 1701-nucleotide messenger RNA. Its product is annotated as amino acid transporter. The transcript has 5 exons. The coding region runs from base 1 to 1701 and encodes 566 amino acids. NCBI's taxonomy places the organism in Eukaryota, Fungi, Ascomycota, Sordariomycetes, Xylariales, Hypoxylaceae. Gene Ontology annotation, cellular component: membrane. Gene Ontology annotation, biological process: transmembrane transport. The record is from RefSeq and is a predicted model, not a curated record. Gene Ontology annotation, molecular function: transmembrane transporter activity.